This is a messenger RNA of Oryzias latipes (Japanese medaka), 8618 nucleotides long. It is a transcript of the gene otofa, whose product is annotated as otoferlin a. Gene Ontology annotation, cellular component: synaptic vesicle membrane; presynaptic active zone membrane. The record is from RefSeq and is a predicted model, not a curated record. Gene Ontology annotation, molecular function: calcium ion binding; AP-2 adaptor complex binding. NCBI's taxonomy places the organism in Eukaryota, Metazoa, Chordata, Actinopteri, Beloniformes, Adrianichthyidae. Gene Ontology annotation, biological process: plasma membrane organization; synaptic vesicle priming.
UUCAACCGGAGCACAAACGCGCCAAGUAUGAGGAAACGUUAACAGGAGCCCAGAUUCAUCCACUUCUUUGUUUUUUUUAUCGAACUAUUGAUGCUUCCCGCGGAGAAAACGGGUUUGGGAUCCAUUGAAUCCAAACCCUGAUUGCACCAAUUCGGUUCAAGUUUUUAUUUUUUGUUUCUUGUUUUUACUUCAGAGAGGAGUAAAAUCCUCCCCCGCUCCCAGCGGGACGAUGAUGGCUCUCGUGGUUCACCUGAAGAAGGUGUCUCACCUUCGGGGGAAAGGUGACAGGAUUGCCAAAGUUUCAUUCAGAGGUCUCCCCCUCUGUAGCCGUGUUGCAGAGAACUGUGGGGAUGUGGCUCACUUUAAUGAGACGUUUCGAUGGCCCAUUGCCAGCAGGCUGGAUGAAAACGAGAUGCUGGAGAUCCAAGUGUUCAAUUAUAGUAAAGUUUUCUCUAACAGACUGGUUGGGACUUUCUGCAUGGUGCUUCAGAAGGUGGCUGAAGAGGGGCAUUUGGAACUAACAGACACUCUCAUCGAUGAAAACAACACAUCGAUAAAAACCAGUGUUACCAUAGAGAUCAGGUACCAGGCAAUGGAUGGCAGCACGGGGACGUGGAUCGACGGCGAGUUCCUGGAGGUCCCUGAUGACCGGGACGGGGUGUUUGCCUUUGAAACAGACAGCUUGCUGUCAGGACAGAGUCAUGGGUCUGGGACAUCCCAUGGACGAUCUCUACAUGGAUCAAUACCCACCUUCAGAAAAGCAGGGAAGGGAGUUUUUUCAGCCAUGAAGCUCGGCAAGAUUAAGAACUCCAAAGACGACCACAAGAGAGAUGAGCCUGCAGUUCUGGACAUGGAGGACCUGGACAGAAAAGCAAAGCGUCUCGCUGGAACUCUGGAACCGGACACCAUUUCUUUGGCCUCUGUGACUGCUGUCACCACCAACGUUUCCAACAAGAGGUCAAAGCCCGAUAUUAAGAUGGAGCCAGGCUCUGGAAGACCUGUUGAUUAUCAGAUCAGCAUCACAGUUGUUGAGGCCCGACAGCUAAUAGGCCUCAACAUGGACCCCGUGGUGUGCGUGGAGGUUGGAGAUGACAAGAAAUACACAUCUAUGAAGGAGUCUACCAACUGUCCGUACUACAAUGAGUAUUUUGUAUUUGACUUCCACGUCCCUCCAGACGUCUUGUUUGACAAGAUCAUUAAGCUCUCAGUUAUUCAUUCUAAAAACCUUUUACGCAGCGGGACUUUGGUGGGGACCUUCAAGAUGGAUGUUGGGACUGUUUACUUCCAGCCUGAACACCAGUUUUACCACAAGUGGGCCAUCCUCUCUGAUCCAGAUGACAUCACAGCGGGUUGCAAAGGAUAUGUCAAAUGCGAUAUUGCUGUCGUUGGGAAGGGAGACAACAUCAAGACCCCACACAAAGCCAAUGAGACGGAUGAGGACGACAUAGAAGGAAAUCUUUUGCUCCCAGAGGGCAUUCCAGCUGAGAGGCAGUGGGCGAGGUUUUACGUCAAGAUCUACCGCGCUGAGGGUCUUCCGAAAAUGAACACCACCAUCAUGGCUAACGUGAAGAAGGCCUUCAUAGGAGAGAACAGAGACUUGGUGGACCCAUAUGUUCAAGUACAAUUUGCUGGGCAGAAGGGGAAGACUUCAGUGCAGAAGAGCAGCUAUGAACCCAUCUGGAAUGAGCAGAUUGUCUUCACAGAACUGUUCCCUCCUCUCUGCAAGCGGAUCAAGGUCCAAAUAAGAGAUUCUGAUAAGGUCAAUGAUGUUGCUAUAGGAACUCACUUCAUCGAUCUGCGCAAAAUAUCAAACGAUGGUGACAAAGGCUUUUUGCCCACUUUGGGGCCAGCGUGGGUCAACAUGUACGGAUCCACCCGUCAGUACACACUCAUGGAUGAGCACCAGGACCUGAAUGAGGGAAUUGGAGAGGGGGUGUCCUUCAGAGCCCGCCUCCUGGUCUCUGUAGCUGUGGAGAUCCUGGACACCACUUCACCUGAGAUCAUCAGCUCCAGUGAUGUUCAAGUGGAAGGAGUUUCCAACAUCUCAGAGAGUGCCACUGGAAAAAUGGAAGAGUUCUUCCUCUUUGGUUCCUUCCUGGAAGCCACCAUGGUCGACAGGAAGAUUGGUGACAAGCCAAUCACUUUUGAAAUCACAAUCGGUAACUAUGGUAACCAGAUAGACGGCGUUAGUAAAUCCCCCGCAGCCAAGAAGAAAAAGAAAGAUGGGGAGAACGAAGAGGAUGAAAACGAGCUGAUCCUGAACUCCAGUGAGGAUGAGGCAGAGGAGGAAGGUGACCUUGUCUCGGUCUCCACGACUCCUCUCAUGAAGCCUGUCAUCACUGAUAGAAACUACUUCCAUUUGCCGUACUUUGAGAAGAAACCGUGUGUCUACAUCAAGAGCUGGUGGCAAGACCAGAGGAGACGACUUUAUAAUUCCAACAUCAUGGAUAAGAUUGCAGAUAAGCUGGAAGAGGGUCUGAAUGAUGUUCAGGAGAUCAUUAAGACAGAGAAAGCGUUUCCUGAGCGCAGACUUAGAGGAGUGCUGGAGGAGCUCAGCGUCGGCUGCAGCCGGUUUGUGGCUCUGGCCAACAAGGAUGUGAACCUGGCAGGAAGAACCAAACUGGACCGAGAACGACUCAAAUCCUGCAUGAGGGAGCUUGACAGCAUGGGCCAACAGGCCAAGCAGCUGCGCACUCAGGUCAAGAAAAACACGGUUAAAGACCGACUCAAACUGGCUCAGAGCUUCCUGCAGAGGCUCCGAUUCCUCGCUGACGAGCCUCAGCACAGCAUUCCAGAUGUUUUCAUCUGGAUGAUGAGCAACAACAAGCGCAUUGCUUACGCUCGGAUCCCAUCGAAAGACAUCCUGUAUUCCACAGUGGAAGAGGAAACUGGCAAAGACUGUGGAAAAGUGAAAGCUGCCUUCCUUAAGCUGCCGGGUAAGAAGAGCUUUGGUCCUGCCGGCUGGACCGUUCAGGCUAAACUGGAGUUGUAUCUUUGGCUGGGUGUCAACAGGCAGCGUAAGGACUUCCUCAGCGGUCUGCCCAAUGGUUUUGAAGAGGUCAAAGCUGUUGAAGGAGGCCCUGGUUUUCUCUCCCUUCCUCCUCUGAGCCUUGUCUACUCAAUGAAGCAGGUGUUUCAGCUGAGGGCACACAUGUACCAGGCCCGCAGUCUGUUUGCUGCAGACAGCAGCGGUCUCUCAGACCCCUUCGCUCGAGUCUUCUUCUCCACACACAGCCAGGUUACUGAGGUUCUGAGUGAGACGCUUUGCCCCACUUGGGACCAGCUGCUGGUGUUUGAUGAUGUGGAGCUGUUUGGGGAGGCCAGUGAGCUGAGAGAAGACCCUCCAAUCAUUGUGGUUGAGAUCUAUGAUCAGGAUACUGUGGGAAAGGCUGAAUUUAUCGGUCGAACGUUUGCAAAACCCACUAUCAAGAUGUGUGAUGAGCAUUACGGGCCUCCGAGGUUCCCGCCUCAGCUGGAGUACUUCCAGAUCUACAGAGGGAACUGCACCGCCGGUGAACUGCUGGCGGCCUUUGAGCUUCUACAGAUACCGUUUGAUUCUGAAGAGAUCAGACGAGCUCUGAUCGCUGUCCAUGACUUUGCUGUGCCCAAAAUAAAGAUUGGUCAAGGAGGCAAAGCUGACCUUCCCCCCAUUGAAGGGUCAACAGAUUCUGAGCGUGGGCCCAUCCUCCCUGUGCCUCUGGGCAUCAGACCUGUCCUGAGUCGCUACCGCAUAGAGGUUUUGUUCUGGGGGUUAAGAGACCUGAAAAGGAUCAACUUGGCUCAGGUGGAUCGGCCCCGAGUGGACAUUGAGUGUGCAGGUCGAGGAGUUCAAUCUGCACUUAUCCAAAACUACAAGAAGAAUCCCAACUUCAGCACCCUUGUCAAAUGGUUUGAAGUGGACCUUCCGGAAAACGAGCUUCUCCAUCCUCCUCUCAACAUCAGGGUAGUGGACUGUAGAGCGUUUGGUCGCUACAUCCUGGUGGGAACUCAUGCUGUUUCCAGCCUGAGACGCUUCAUCUACAGUCCGCCGGACAAAACCUCCAACAACUGGGCAUCUGCAGCUAAGCUUAUGAAUGGCUACAUGGUCCUAACCGAUGGCAGCACCCAGCCCCGCUCCUUACCCAGCCUUUCUUCCCGCACCUUUUCUCGUCCUGCAGGUGACGUCAUUGUCAAUUUGGACACGGAGCCUCAAAUCAGAAAGAUGGACACAGUGGUCAAGUUAGAUGCUAUGUCUGACGCUGUUGUAAAAGUUGACAUGACUGAAGAGGAGAGCGAUAAAGAGAAAAAGAAGAAGAAAAAGAAGAAGAAGGGAGGAUUGGAUGAAGAAGAGGAGACAGAUGAGAGAGUGCUGGACUGGUGGUCUAAAUACUUUGCCUCAAUAGAGACCUUGAAGGAGGCUCUCAGAACUCAGGAGGCGGCUCAUGCUGAGGCGGAGGAGAGAGAAGACCUGGAGAUAGCUGCAGAAGUGGCAGGCUCCAAGAUCAAGGAAAAGAGCAGAGAAAAGAAGGGUGUGAAGGACAAGAAGAAGGGUCAACCACCCGAAAGCUCAGAGAAACAACCACUCAAAGCAAAAGUGGAUGAGCUGGUGGUAUUCAACAAGGAGCUGGAGAGCGAGUUUGGCAACUUUGAAGACUGGCUUCAUACCUUUAACUUGUACAGAGGAAAAGCUGGAGAUGACGACGAACACGCUCUGGAUGAUGAUAGGAUCGUUGGCAGGUUCAAGGGAUCCUUGUGUAUGUACAAGCUUCCUUUAUCCGAGGAGAUCACAAGAGAGGCAGGAUAUGAUCCAAACAUGGGGAUGUUCCAGAGCAUUCCACACAAUGAUCCCAUCAAUGUCCUUGUCCGUAUCUAUGUGGUCAGGGCAACAGAUCUCCACCCUGCUGAUAUUAACGGUAAGGCUGAUCCUUACAUCGUCAUCAGGUUGGGCAAAACAGAAGUCAAGGACAAAGAGAACUACAUCUCCAAGCAGCUAAACCCUGUUUUUGGCAAAUCAUUUGACAUUGAGGCCACUUUCCCGAUGGAAUCCAUGCUGACGGUGUCUGUGUACGACUGGGAUCUGGUUGGCACCGAUGAUCUGAUUGGAGAGACAAAGAUUGACUUGGAGAACCGCUUCUACAGCAAAUUCAGAGCAACAUGUGGGAUAUCAUCCAGCUACUCUGUCCAUGGAUACAAUAUUUGGCGAGACCCCAUGAAACCCACCCAGAUCCUGACCAGGCUCUGCAAAGAAGGCAAGAUCGAUGGACCACAUUAUGGGCCUGGAGGAAAGGUCAAGGUGGCAAACCGAAUUUUUACAGGACCCACAGAAAUCGAGGAUGAAAAUGGUCUGAAGAAGCAAACUGAGGAGCAUUUAGCCCUGACUGUGUUGAAUCAUUGGGAGGAAAUCCCCCGAGUUGGCUGCAAGCUCGUACCUGAGCACGUGGAGACCCGACCCCUGUUGAACCCUGACAAACCAGGAAUCGAACAGGGCCGCAUUGAGAUGUGGGUGGACAUGUUCCCCUCAGACAUGCCCGCUCCUGGACCCGCACUUGACAUUUCACCAAGAAAACCAAAGAGAUAUGAGCUCAGGGUGAUAAUUUGGAAUACAGAUGAAGUAAUUCUGGAGGACGAUGAUUACUUCACUGGGGAAAAGUCCAGUGACAUAUUUGUCAGGGGAUGGCUUAAAGGGCAGCAGGAAGACAAGCAGGACACAGACGUGCAUUACCACUCCCUGACUGGCGAGGGCAACUUUAACUGGCGCUUCGUCUUCCCCUUCGAAUACCUUGUGGCUGAAGAGAAGAUAGUCAUCUCCAAGAAAGAGUCCAUGUUCUCCUGGGACGAGACUGAGUACAAAAUCCCUCCUCGUCUCACGCUGCAGGUCUGGGAUGCAGAUCACUUCUCAGCCGAUGACUUCCUUGGUGCAAUUGAGUUGGACCUAAACCGGUUCCCUCGGGGCGCAAAGACAGCCAAACAGUGCUCCCUUGACAUGAUCCGAAAUGAGCAUGAGCUGCCCACCAUUUCCAUCUUCAAACAGAAGAGAGUGAAAGGAUGGUGGCCGUUUGUAGCUCGAGAUGAGAAUGAUGAGAUGGAGCUCACGGGUAAGGUUGAAGCUGAACUUCACUUAGUGACAGCAGAAGAAGCAGAGAAAAGUCCUGUGGGGCUGGGUCGAAAUGAACCAGAUCCACUGGAGAAACCAAAUCGCCCAGACACCACCUUCCUGUGGUUCCUCAGCCCCCUGAAAGCCAUCCGCUACCUGGUGUGCAACCGCUACAAGUGGCUGAUCAUCAAGAUUGUGCUGGCCCUGCUGCUGCUUAUCAUGGUGGGCCUCUUCCUCUACAGCAUGCCAGGCUACCUAGUCAAGAAGAUGCUGGGCGCUUAAAUCCCUGCUGGGAGGAAGAGGAGGGCAGUGGUCGGCGACAAACGCUGGCUCACCAACAAGACGGGAGGCGGAACAAAGUCUGGUCUUUUCAUUUUGUCAUCCACUUGUUAGGAAGAUGGGCAAACAUUACUGUUUUAACCCAAGUAAUAAAGAACUAUCUAAACCUUCAAAUACAUCAGAAAAAGGUUUAUAAAAAAAAUAGUUUUCCAAAAACAAGCAACCUUCAAUCUAACUUCCUCUUGUUCAUACAUAUUGUUGGACAGUAAAUGUCUCUAUAUAAACCAGGGGUCUGCAACCUGAGGCUCUGGAGUCUUAGCUUUAAAGAAAAUUUCAAAUGAUUUAAAUAAAUAAGGGGCUUUAGUAUUUAUGUUUAGAUUUUGAACUGAGGUUAUCUUAUAUUAGUAAAAUAAAAGAAAUGUUUAAACGUUGCUGGCAUUGCACUAAAUUAAGAAACCUUGUGUGCUUUACCAAACCUCCAGAAUGCAGACGUCAGAUAACUGAGCAAAAUAAUGGUUAAAGGCUUAAUCGAUUGUCAGAGCUGUUUGUUAUUGGAAUAAACUUGAAGCACAGAAUCUUAUCUUCAGCUCCACAUUAGUGUCUUGUUGCUGUCUGGAGGCAAACUUCUUCAAAGUAUAUAAUUGCAAGUCAAUCUGCUGCAGCAAGUGUAUUUUAUUUUGAAAGGUAGGUGUCUAUGCUGCUGUCAAACGUUUUAUUGAUAGAACAUUUUGACACUGUUAGAAUUCAAGCCUUAUAAAUACAAGACAAAUACAAUUUAUGAAUGAAUGGCUUGAUAGUCACACAAACAUUAAUAAAAUGUAUUUUUCUAAAUGGUAAGGUGGGACUUUGCGUCUCUGCCUGGGCCUUUGUCAGUUAAAAAAACAGACCAAAUGGCUCUUUUACCAUUAAAGGUUUCAGACCCCUGAUUUAAAAAGUCUUUUGGUUUUCAAUUGACGCUGCUGUAAAUCUGUUAUCACUGCAUCUGCUCAUAAAUGAAGCAUACAGGGAGCACAAAGGGUCAUAUUUUUUGCAUAAUUUGAAAAACAGGUUUGUACAAAAUGGUUAUUUACAGUGUUUUACAGCUAAUAUCAUCUCAACAGAAAGCCCAGUUUUUCCUCUUUUCUCAUCUAAGGUUUAUUUACCUCCUGUUUCUCCAGAAGGCAUUGUAGGUGAUGGAAAAACACCAUUGCUUUUAUCAGCUAUGGAUUAUAAAUUAUAGCUCAUUCUGACAUGUUUUCAGAUACUUUAAGAAAAGGACGUUCCAAAAGGUCUAACCUUCUUUUUAGUUGAAACAUAAAGCUUUUGCAGUCUUUGCACACUUCUUUAGAAGUAAUAAUGAAGAAUUCAACAUUUUCCUGAAAAUUCUCGUGAGACGGGGAACAACUGAUCGGGUAAAUCUGUGAGAAGACUGGUGGUUAAAGUACAGUAUUAACUAUUUAAUCGCUAGAAUCAAAGCAAAAAGGUCAGAUCUGGGUUAAAUAGUGUUUGCAAAUAAUCAGACUUUCAAUUUUUAUGUUCUCAAAGUUGGUAUUCUCCAAAUGUAUGCAUUUAUAAGCAAUAUGUUGUGUUUCUGUGCAAAUGCUUUACUGUUACAGGUCACUGAUACAAUUAUUUUAGUCGAAUGAAAUAAAUUAUCUGCAAACAUCAUUUGACAAGAUCUGAUUGGGGAAAUAUUAAACUUAUCACUGUUGUCUUGCAAAGUUGAGACCCGUGUGUUAAUAUGCAUGUACUGUGACAACUGACCAAAGAGGUCAUGUGUGUUGGCAUGACGUAUUUUUCUUGAAACCACCCAUCCUGUCGUCUUUGAGGUUAUUGAAAGGUGGAAAUGUAGAGAACAUGAAUAAGUGCACUUGAACGGAUUCCUGAGGAGGAACGCAGCAGUGUCCAGAAAACAAACAAACAAAAAAAUCUGUCUCCUCAUCAGCUGGUGUUUUGUGUGCUGUCCAAAAACUUCCCAUAUUUGAUCUGUGACCUGUUGACUCCAUUUGUGUUGCAAUUCUUGUAAAUCUGCAUUCCACAAAAUAGAAUAAUGGUUUGCACUAAACUAAAAUUGCCUGUUUUUAAGAUGUACAUGUGUGUUCAGACGGGUGCAAUAUUUAUUUUGGGUUGUUUUGACUAUUUGAAAUAAACUGAAUUUCAAUGAUAAUGUUUAAAAAAAUGAAAAAAAAAUGUUUUAUUUGUUUUGCAAUUCAACACUUAACUGUAAUAUUACAAGAUUCUAUAAGGAGAUUAAAAUGCCAUCCAAACACAUGGAUGAAAAAAUAUA